CUUAACCCACUCCCCCUAGUGAGAGGCGCUGAUUUGCCUUUCACAUAAUUUUCUGCAGAAGUUUUGUGAAGUGACCGAGGCACCGUGCGACCUCAAGUUACGAAAAACUGUCACACAUCCUCCGAGGACUAACUUUUCCGCAUCUGGAACGUGGAUAUUGGACGUUCAAUAACGGGGCAGGCUUAUAAAUCGAGCCCAUCAUCCUGGACGGGCUGAAAAGUUUCAAGCGAGCGAAAUGAAUCGGAGCUUUAGUAAUAAAUCGCAAUCUUUGCGUAGCUUGAACAUGAACGCCGUGGAAGUGAAAAGCAAGUAUGGAGCAGAGUUCCGCAGGUUUUCAGUGGAUCGACUAAAACCCGGCAAAUUUGAGGAAUUCUACAAACUCAUCAUGACAAUCCACCGGAUUGCAAACAUGGAGGUGAUGAUCGGAUACGCCGAUGUUCACGGAGACCUCCUCCCCAUCAAUAACGAUGAGAACUUCUGCAAGGCCGUGUCCACCGCACACCCCCUGCUGCGACUCUUUAUCCAGAGACAAGAAGAGGUUGACUACAGCAACUUCGGCACCAGCACUCUGACUCGGAAAAAGAAGGCAGUGGUCACUCUUCGAAAUGACCUGAACCGCAAACGGCCCCACAUCCGCAUUGGCAUGCCUCAAGACUUCCGUCCUGUAUCGUCCAUUAUUGAUGUGGACAUCCUUCCUGAAUCUCACCGAAGAGUGCGACUCUACCGGCAUGGCUCGGACAAGCCCCUUGGAUUCUACAUCCGUGAUGGCACCAGUGUUCGUGUUACACCCCACGGUUUAGAAAAAGUCCCGGGUAUCUUCAUUUCCCGCCUGGUACCUGGAGGCCUGGCCGAGAGCACAGGCCUGCUGGCCGUCAAUGAUGAGGUCCUGGAAGUCAAUGGUAUUGAGGUGACAGGAAAGACAUUGGACCAGGUGACUGACAUGAUGAUCGCAAACAGCCACAACCUUAUUGUGACCGUGAAGCCGGUGAACCAACGCAACAAUGUGGUACGCAGCAGUCGUAUCUCGGGCAGCUCGGGUCAGUCAUCCGACAGCAGCGGUUCGGUGGGAUAUCCCGCCAUCACCGCUCCCACUGGUGCCACCGCCAUCUCUCAUGGCUACAGCCCAGAAGAUCUGGAGAGUGAUGAGGAGUCGGACAUCGUAAUUGAAAGCAACAUCAAGCGGCCAUCACGACGCUCCAAUGCCUCAGUGGCUUCAACUGCGUCCCGGUCCCAGACGCAAACAACCACCGUAACCCCACCCAGCCCCCCUACGCGACCCCAAACGAGACCUCCAUCCACUGUGUCCACGGCCUCUUUCCACUCUCAACCGAGCUUUAAUGGCACAGUGCACAAUAGUUUGAGUUACAAGUUGCACAAGGACCUUACCCUACAAAACAACCCCUACCACAGCAGCAACCCCGUUAUGCGGGAAAGCAAUGGCAGCCUACACAAAAUCCUCAGUAGCCUGAGGACAGACCCCCGUCACAGCCUGGCUUUACCCAGAGGAGGGGUUGAGGAGGAUGGCACAGUCAUCACUUUAUAAUACAGUCACAUAUAAAAUCCAGCCCACCCAGAGACAUCGGCUUUUCAGCCUGGGACAUCAGACUCAACUUUGAACCUCACCCAACUUUAAGGGUUUUGUAAAAUGAAUAAUUUAACAGAAACAAUAUCUGGAAUUUUACUCUUUUAAAUGUUUUUUUUUUUUUUUUUUUUAUGUGUUCUAAUGUCUUUUGUAAAAAAAAUUGUGUCCAAUUUAGUGGUAUGUCUCUUUUUCCAAGCAGAGACACUUUUUUUAUCUUGUCUAUCAGUGUUUCUCAGUUCUUGUUUAGAGGUUAAUUUUAAUCAUGUUAUCUAAAUGUGUCUUGGGACCAGAAAUUGGGUUUAGACCUGUGUGUGCGUACUGUUGUCUUCUGUUUACGGUUUGUACCUGAAAACAAACAUUUGUUCCUGGUAUAAUGAAAAAGCUGAGUAUAUUAUGCAAAUGCAAAAAUGAAUUUACUCUUAAUCAACAACCCUACCCUUUUUUUUUUUUGCCCUGUCUAAUUAAGUUAAUAACUGAAUAGAAUUAAUAAUCAUUAUUAUUAACUUUCAGUAAUGAAUGUCUGCUGUAUGCGUUUAAUGCCUUUAUUUGCAGUAAUUCACAAUUUGGCGGAUUCCCUCAGAAUGUUUGUUUCCGAAUAUUUAAAUAUCACUUGUUUCAGCGUUACAAAAUUACCUUUUUGGAAA
Messenger RNA from Rhinichthys klamathensis goyatoka, 2226 nucleotides. RefSeq names its product par-6 family cell polarity regulator gamma b (gene pard6gb). The coding region runs from base 236 to 1543 and encodes 435 amino acids. Lineage: Eukaryota; Metazoa; Chordata; Actinopteri; Cypriniformes; Leuciscidae. The record is from RefSeq and is a predicted model, not a curated record. Gene Ontology annotation, molecular function: protein kinase C binding. The transcript has 3 exons. Gene Ontology annotation, biological process: establishment or maintenance of cell polarity; regulation of cellular localization; centrosome cycle. Gene Ontology annotation, cellular component: apical plasma membrane; nucleus; cell cortex.